AUGGUGGAGCUUGUGUACGACCGAGCUGAAAUGGCUCUCCUCCAGUCUUCGGAAUCCAUCGAGCUCUGCUCUGACGGCGGGGAGAGGAGGAGAAAUUUACGAGUCGCCCCCCUCCCCCCCUCCCGCUGCAGCAAAGUGGUUUGGGCCAACCCCCUGACCCGAAUCCCACUCCUCGGGCGGAACCACUGGAGGGAAAGGGGCUGCAACUUCGGAGCCACGGCGGCGCGCUCGCUGACCCUUGAGGGCGCCAAGAGGCUUCUCCCCUUCCCCCCUCCCUUGGAAAGUGGGCGGGGGGCGGAAGGACCCCUCCCUCCGUCUCUCUCCGCCCCCCUCAGGUAUGGAGUUCCUCAGGAAGCGCCUCAGCGCCGCCGCCGCCGCUCGCCGCGGAGCCCGCGCUUUGCGCCCGAAGGAAGGCGCGCGCUGAGACCCGCGUCGUCCCCAGCGGCGGCGAGGGGACUUUCUCUGCCUUUCUCUCAGAGAUGCAACCAUCGCCCGGGGUCGGCUGAGGCUUCUCUCGCCAGCCCCGCUUCUGGCCGCCGCUACCGCCGCCGUUCCUCGCCGCAGCAGCAGCCGCCCCUCGGAGCCCGGAGGACCAUGCUGAGGGAGGCGGGCAAGGAAAAGACGCCUCCGGGGCUCUGGCUGCCGUGGCUGCUGCUCCUCUUUCCCUCCUCCGCCGUGCACGGGGAGAACACAGAACUGCCGACCUUCUCUGCCACUGCGGGGCUCCACUCUGUGCUGGAGGACACGGUAUCGCCCGCAUUCAGUGCCACCGUUAUCAUCAUCGUCACAGUCAUCAUCUCCGGGAGUGCUUACCUGUGUUUCUUGAAAUACAUCUGCGCCGGGUGCUGCAAAUCCACACAGGUGGUGCCUGUCAGGAGACUGGACCCCAGCAGAUCGGAAGAGCAAGUGUAAGUCUUGGUUCUCAGUCGGCUGUUGAUGGCUCAGCCAAGAAGAAAUCAUGUCCACCUGUGAAUGAGAACGAAAAGACCAGCCUGUUCCUGAUGGUGCAAAUAAAUGUUGGGAGAUGUCUAAAAGGAGAAGAUAGCCUGCCCAGGGAAUUUGGUCAACCAGAAAACACUUGUGAAACUUUGUGGCUUAAAAUCUGAUUAUCUACAUAUGGUUUAUCUCCACUGGAUAACUGAUUGACGUGGACAGGCCAAAGUCCAGCAAGUCACAGCCUGCAGGGCUACUUUGAGUCAAAUGCCUGGUUCCACUCCCUGGAAGCCGAAUUCCAUUCUUGUGGGUAGGAGAUGGAAUAUUUGGGCAUUGCUUUUUCCUGUCCCACAUACUAGAUAUGAAAUACCCCUCCACUGCCUGUCACUAGGGGGGUCUCCCUUUGCAACACCUGCUGUGAGAAGAAUGGGUCCGACGUGUCAGGAAAAAGCACCAAUGCAAAAGCAAGCUGCAGGUGUCUGGAAUGCAAAACACAAUGUUGAUGUCUGGGACUGUACUAUUGGAAAAAGGGGCAGUCUAUUCAGUGUACUGAGCACCGGAUGUUAGCUCAGAGUGUCAUCUGACCUGUACUGGAAGUACAGGGGUGGAGUCUGUGUGG
This is a messenger RNA of Podarcis muralis (Common wall lizard), 1552 nucleotides long. The record is from RefSeq and is a predicted model, not a curated record. Lineage: Eukaryota; Metazoa; Chordata; Lepidosauria; Squamata; Lacertidae.